CAGGCUCAGACUCCUCAUCCCGAGCUGGUCAUGUGACUCUUCCCAUCGGCUGGGAUUUCUCUCUCGGCAUGGCGGAGAUGAUGGAGCUUGGUCUGCUGUCUAAUACCAUUUGUUUUUCACUGUGAGGAGGACAGGGGGCAUUUUUGUUGUCGGUAAACCGCUCUGCGCCGUUCUUCCCCCUGGUUUUGGGCCAUAAUGGCGGAGCGCGGUGUGGAUGUGUCCGCUCUUCCCCAAGAGGUCCGGGAGCAGCUCGCUGAGCUGGACCUGGAGCUGUCGGAGGGUGACAUCACACAAAAAGGAUACGAGAAGAAGAGGGCCAAAGUUUUAGCACCCUACUUGACACAAACACAAAAUUUAGCUCCGCCUCCGGCCUAUGAUGCACAGUCUCCUGGUCCAAGCUCCGCCUCUGCACCUGCACCUGAACCUGGCCCUUCGAACUCGUCCUCCUCCUCUUCUCGCCACCGGCGCACACGGCGUCCACACCGGAGCAGUGGGACGAGAGAUGAACGCUACAGAUCAGAUAUCCACACUGAGGCAGUUCAGGCAGCGUUGGCCAAGCAUAAAGAGGAAAAGAUGGCACUGCCCAUGCCAACCAAACGUCGGUCCGCAUAUGUACAGUCACCAAUUGACAACUGCUCCCCACCAGACUCCUCCUCUUCCUCUGAUGAUGAGGCCGUGUCGAGUGAAAGUGCAGGUCCUCAGCAGUCUCCAGACACCUGGAUUAAUAGCUCUCUGCACGGCUCCUCCACCUCCUCCUCUGCCUCCUCCACUCUCUCCCAUGGGGAGUCUCGGCCCACCCAGGCUCCUCAGCCUCAGUCUCAGCAGGUCCCGCCUCCACCCGCACCUGCCCACCCGCCCCACUCCCACUCCCAGCCCUCAGCCCUGGCAGAGGCCUUUGCUCAGGCACGCAUCGAUCCGGUAGGAGGAGUCGGACCCCCUGAUGUGCCAUCCCAAGCUCAGGCCAGAGGCUCUCGUGUAGAUCUGCCUGCCAAUGCCGUGGUGCGAGGCAUGAGUCGAGGCCAGAGCCGGUCCAGCAUGAUGGAGACAGCAGACGUGAGAAGAGUAGGCAGAGGUGUUCCAGUGUCCAGUCGUGUAUCCACAAAGAUUCAGCAGCUGCUAAACACACUAAAACGACCCAAACGCCCACCACUCAGUGAGUUCUUCACGGAUGACCAAGAGGAGAUUGUAGAAGUUCCUCAGGCAGAUCCUAACACCCCGAAGCCAGAAGGCCGGCAGAUAAUCCCGGUGAAGGGGGAGCCGUUGGGUGUGGUCAGUAACUGGCCUCCUGCUCUUCAGGCAGCAUUAGCUCGAUGGGGUGCCACACAAGGCAAGAGCCCUGCCCUCACAGCUCUGGAUAUCACUGGAAAACCACUUUAUACACUUACGUAUGGGAAACUGUGGAGUCGUAGUGUAAAGCUGGCCUACACUCUCCUCAACAAGCUGGGAACCAAAAAUGAGCAGAUCCUCAAACCAGGAGACCGGGUGGCGUUGGUGUAUCCAAACAGUGACCCUGGUAUGUUCUGGGUUGCGUUUUAUGGCUGUUUGUUGGCUGAAGUCAUUCCUGUGCCCAUAGAGGUUCCACUAUCCCGAAAGGAUGCUGGGAGCAGCCAGGUUGGUUUUUUGUUAGGUAGCUGUGGGGUGGGUUUGGCUUUGACCAGUGAGGUCUGUUUGAAGGGUUUACCCAAGACCCCCACUGGAGAAAUAUUGCAGUUUAAAGGCUGGCCCAGGUUAAAGUGGGUGGUGACGGACUCCAAAUACCUCACAAAGCCUUCGAAAGACUGGCAGCCUCACAUACCAACAGCAAACACAGACACAGCAUACAUAGAGUAUAAGGCCAGUAAGGAGGGCACAGUGAUGGGUGUUGCGGUUUCAAAAGUUGCCAUGUUAACACAUUGCCAGGCUCUCACUCAGGCCUGUAACUACUGUGAGGGUGAAACGCUGGUUAAUGUUUUGGACUUUAAGAAGGACAUGGGUUUGUGGCAUGGAGUUCUCACGAGUGUGAUGAACCGAAUCCACACCAUCAGUGUUCCAUAUGCAGUAAUGAAAGCUUGUCCACUUUCCUGGGUUCAGAGAGUUCACAUACACAAAGCACGGGUUGCCCUGGUGAAGUGUCGUGACCUGCAUUGGGCGAUGAUGGCUCACAGAGAUCAGAGAGACACCAGUCUGGCCUCGUUGCGCAUGCUAAUUGUUGCUGACGGAGCCAAUCCUUGGUCGGUUUCAUCAUGUGAUGCCUUUUUAAACGUAUUCCAGGCUCAUGGUUUGAAGCCAGAGGUCAUUUGCCCGUGUGCUACAUCACCUGAGGCCAUGACGGUUGCCAUACGGAGGCCUGGGGUCCCGGGUGCUCCUCUUCCAGCAAGAGCUGUCCUGUCCAUGACUGGGCUGAGCCAUGGGGUCAUCAGGGUCAACACUGAAGACAAAAACUCUGCUCUCACCGUCCAAGAUGUGGGACACGUCAUGCCUGGAGCAUUGAUGUGCAUUGUGAAACCGGAUGGGCCGCCAAUGCUGUGUAAGACGGAUGAAAUUGGAGAGAUCGUCGUGAACUCUCGUGCUGGUGGCAACAUGUACUACGGCCUGCAUGGAGUCACUAAAAACACCUUUGAGGUGAUCCCAGUCAAUGCUAGUGGCACUCCUAUUGGUGAAAUCCCAUUUGUGCGGUCAGGAUUACUGGGGUUUGUUGGACCGGGUAGUUUGAUAUUUGUGGUGGGUAAGAAUGAGGGCUUGCUAAUGGUUAGUGGUCGUCGUCACAAUGCUGAUGAUCUAGUAGCGACGGCACUAGCGGUGGAACCAGUCAAAACUGUGUACAGAGGAAGGAUUGCAGUGUUCUCAGUGACUGUGUUCUAUGAUGAGAGGAUAGUGAUCGUAGCAGAGCAGAGGCCUGAUGCCAGUGAAGAAGACAGCUUUCAGUGGAUGAGCCGGGUUCUACAGGCAAUUGACAGUAUUCAUCAGGUGGGAUUGUAUUGUCUUGCACUGGUUCCUGCCAACACCCUGCCCAAAACUCCCCUAGGGGGUAUUCACAUCUCAGACACCAAGCAACUCUUCCUGGAGGGAGCGCUGCACCCCUGCAACAUCCUCAUGUGCCCCCACACCUGCGUCACCAACAUGCCCAAACCACGUCAAAAACAACCAGUUGGUGUUGGCCCUGCCUCCAUCAUGGUGGGUAAUUUGGUUGCUGGGAAAAGAAUUGCACAGGCUGCAGGCAGAGAUCUGGGACUCAUAGAGGACCAAGACCUGGUCAGGAAGCUGUGCAUGUGGCCUACAAUGAUGCAUCAGUUCCUUACAGAGGCUUUACAGUGGAGAGCUCAAACCGAUCCUGACCAUACACUUUAUGUACUUUUGAAUGCAAAGGGAGUGGCAAUAUGUACAGCUACAUGUGUUCAGCUUCAUAAAAGAGCAGAGAAGAUUGCAGCUGCUCUCAUGGAGAGAAGUGGUAUUAACAUCGGAGAAAAUGUGGUGCUUUUGUAUCCACCAGGUAUAGAUCUGAUCGCAGCAUUUUAUGGCUGUUUGUAUGCUGGUUGUAUUCCUGUCACCGUGAGGCCUCCACACCCACAGAACCUCUCUGCCACUCUGCCCACUGUCCGCAUGAUCAUUGAUGUCAGCAAGGCUGCUUGCAUUCUCACUACUCAGGUUUUAACGAAGAUUCUCAGAUCUAAAGAAGCAGCAGCUACAGUCAACAUAAAAACAUGGCCCAUCAUAAUAGACACAGAUGACUUGCCUCGCAAACGACCUCCCACAAUCUACAAACCGCCCAAUGCUGAGAUGAUCGCCUAUCUGGAUUUCAGUGUCUCAACCACAGGCAUGCUGACAGGAGUGAAGAUCUCUCAUGCGGCGGUGAGUGCUCUCUGUCGCUCUAUAAAGCUGCAGUGUGAGCUGUACUCCUCUCGCCAGAUCACCAUCUGCCUCGACCCCUACUGUGGACUUGGUUUUGUGCUCUGGUGCCUUGCGAGUGUAUAUUCAGGUCAUCAGUCCAUCUUGAUCCCUCCUAUGGAGCUGGAGAGCUCGCUGACCCUGUGGCUGGGCACACUCAGUCAGUACCGCAUCAGAGACACCUUCUGCUCCUAUUCGGUCAUGGAGCUCUGCACCAAGGGCCUAGGUGGACAGACAGACAUGCUGAAGGCACGUGGUGUGAACCUGUCAUGUGUGAGGAGCUGUGUGGUGGUUGCUGAGGAGCGUCCACGCUUGGCUCUCACACAUUCCUUCUCCAAGCUGUUCAAAGAUAUUGGACUCUCCAUGCGGGCUGUCAGCACUGCUUUUGGGUCGCGAGUUAACCUGGCCAUCUGCCUACAGGGUACCACAGGGCCAGACCCCUCAACUGUUUAUGUGGACAUGAAGUCCCUCCGGCAUGACCGGGUGAGGUUAGUAGAGCGAGGAGCGCCGCAGUCACUUCCUCUUGUGGAGUCUGGAACAAUUCUUCCUGGUGUGAGGGUGAUCAUAGUCAAUCCAGAAACUAGAGGACCACUAGGGGACUCUCACCUGGGAGAGAUUUGGGUAAACAGUCCCCACAAUGCAACUGGUUACUACACUAUAUACGGAGAGGAAAAUCUGCAGGCUGACCACUUCAACACUAAGCUUAGUUUUGGAGAUCCUCAAACGCUCUGGGCCAGAACUGGAUACCUGGGCUUUGUCAAGAGAACUGAACUCACAGACUCCAGUGGAGAUCGUCAUGACGCCUUGUUUGUGGUGGGCUCUCUGGAUGAGACUUUAGAAUUGAGAGGUUUGCGAUAUCAUCCAAUUGACAUCGAGACCAGUGUAUCACGUGCCCAUCGCAGCAUUGGUGAAAGUGCCGUAUUCACCUGGACAAAUCUGCUGGUGGUGGUGGCUGAACUCUGUGGAUCUGAGCAGGACGCUUUAGACCUGGUUCCGCUGGUAACCAAUGUUGUAUUAGAGGAGCACCAUCUGAUUGUGGGUGUAGUGGUUAUCGUUGACCCAGGGGUCAUUCCCAUUAACUCCAGAGGAGAAAAGCAGCGAAUGCACUUGAGAGACUCCUUCCUGGCAGAUCAGCUGGACCCCAUAUACGUAGCGUACAACAUGUGAGUGGAGUAAUGGGCGAUACAAAGGCUUACCAGAAAGGUGCUAUGGAGCCUGGCCUCACUACUGAGAUUGGGUUCUUAUACAGACAGACUUGGCCCUGUUUUUUCAGGGAUAAGGUGUUAUCGAACAAAAAUUACAAAUGUGUGAGAUGACUGUUUUGGAGAAGGGAUAUUAUAAUUAAAUUUCCCUUUUUGCUCACUUCCUUCUCCCCCAGAACCCCCCUCCCCCUUUUCAGCAAAAUGCCACUUACUAUCUGUCCAGUUCUUGGUCAUGAUUUAAAUUUACUUGAAUUACAUAGCUGUUGUUUUCUACUCAAAUGCAUUCCUAUUCUUGCACUGUCUAGCUAGCUAAUUUUCUUUGAAUCAAAAUGAGCUUAAAGCCUCAGUUUGUAAGUUUUCACCUGUGUUGUUCGAUUCCAGAAUUGUUGAUUCUGAUUCCAAGUUUUUGGAAUCAAUGGAAUCGAUUCCAGGAGUCAGUUCUCAGAAUAAGUAUAAAAGGGAGACAAAGUGAAUUCUUAAAAAGUGCAAUAUAAACUGUAAUUUUUACGAUUAUGAUCACUAGAAUGAAUGAUAGGAGAUCUUGAUGGAUGGAUAAACUACAAAAGACAUGAGUCGCGUAAUUAUGUAGAUUUAGCAAUAUAAAUUCUGUUUCUUAAAUUAGUGUUGUUACAACUCUUUUGGGAUGUGUAUUAGUGUGCUAAUCAAGUUAAUGAACAGACUAGGAUGUCAUGCCUCUGAAUCCCAACAGCAAAGAAUGAAAGAUUAGUUUCUUUUAGGACAUAGCAUUAAGUGAUUCUGAAUAUAUACACAGAAUUGAUCUGCAACCCUGCUUAUUAAUGGUGCUGUGUGUUACAGGGCUUUAAAAUGAAACAUUUUAGGACAGCAUUGGGGUAAUAGGGGUAUCGAUACUCCCCUGGUCAUUUGUCAUUCAUCAGAUGCUUUUGUCCAAAGCAGCUUACAGUAUACUUAUGACACAGGGACAGUCCCUCCAGAGCAACCUGGGGUUAAGUGCCUUUCUCAAGGGCAGAAUUGAUUAUAGGACAUUUCUUUAACGCUCUGGUUCAUAGAAUGCCCUUACCCAGGUUAAAACCCACAGUUUCAUCCACCAUUGUUUUGAUUAACACACAACUGUGCUACGGAGACUGCAGCCGUCAGCUCAUUUUGCUCAGUUUGCUGUCUGUUCUGGAAUCACUUAGCAUUUUAAAUCUUACCACUGGGGCUUUAACUAAAUUUCAGAUAUGGAGCUAUUCUGAAACUUAUUCUGAGCUAUUCAGAAUAAGCUAUUCUGAGCUGGUUACAAACUUAUAUAUUUUAAUUUGUUUUAUUUCUACUGUACACAAUCUACAGCUGUACUAGAAAAAAUUGCAAUGUAAUACCCAAAAGUAUAUAACUUUCUUUCUUUCUUUUUUUUUUUUUAGUAUAAAUUGCUUAGUUUUGCAAUUAGUGCAAUAUAAAUAUUACACUGAACAACUUCAUUCCCUCAACCCCCAGAAGUUCAGCAUGAGGAUAAUCAUCCCUAUUAUUUUUCAUUAUCCUUUAUGCACUUUAUUAGAUAAAUGCAGAUACGUUCUGUUACGUGGAUUAUUAAUAUCUGUCAACAAGGGCAUAUGUGUAGUAUUAUAAUUACUUGCAUUACUGAGUAGCAUAUGACUUACACAAAAAAGUGCAGGCACAUAAAAAAAAAAAAAACACAUUUUGGGGGCUUAAUGCCCAGUCUAACCUCAGUACCUACAUUUAUAAAUCAUACAUUCCUUGAGUUUACUUUUCAACAUAAAACAGUAAGACAAGAGCAUUCACCAACUGCAAACCUCAUUAUCACACACCAAGCCCAAACCAAACACCAACUGAGGUACGUAUAGCUCUAUUUUUGCUCUCAUCUAAAGGUGCUUAUUCACAUCAGGACAAGCCAUUUAAACCUCUGAAUGGCAAAAAAGGAAUUCAGGCAUCUGUACAAUAAAACAAAACAAGUGUAAAAUAACACUACUCUGUACAAGCAAGCCCCUCGUGAACACCUAACUGUACAAACUAAGGCAUCGAUUUUACAUGUUUGGCAAAGGAUCUUUAAAGGACAGUUGCUGUCUCCUGUACUAUAGACAUUUUUACUAGGAAUGACUAACUUCUUGUAAACCAUAAAUAAUUGUAAAUUAUUGCUUGUGUACAGAUGAGAAAUUCUACUGUACUGUACUGUAAGUUAGUUGCUGUAUUCUGUCAGAUUUUUGGAUUAAUAUUAACUACUGUCAUUGACAUCCCUUCGUAGCUGAGCAGGGGUCUGAAGUUGAAGACUUCUUGUAAAUAGCUUGCUCUGUUUUUGUUUUUUUCUUUUCUGGUUGAUCAGAAAUGUGAUGGGUUGAAGUCUGUCUGUCAUGCAUUUCUAUUUAGAAUUCAGAUUCAGAAAUCUUACGGUAUGUACAAGUCUUUAAGAUGUAAGCAUGAUAAAGUCAAGCACUGUGGGGGCUCGAAAGACUAUUUUCAGAGUCCUUACACAACUGAUCACUACAGUAUGUUAGCCUGACCUCAUUCUGGGGUUGUAUAUGUAUGCGUAUGUAUGGUCACCGCGUUGAAAGGUCAUUUGUUUGCUGAUGAGUUCCAUGAUACCUUUUCCCAAAUCAGAGACACUGUCAUGAAAUGUAUUCUCUCAUUCUCACUGUCGUUAAUGGCAUCAGAGCUGAGCUUAUGUGAUGAAAGCACAAGCGAGUGAAUGAGCUUUUUACAUGGGGCAUUCAGGGAAAUAGUGCUUUCCAGGAUGGAGAGGAUAUUCAUUUAUAAAUAUUCACUUUCAUGUUUUGCAAUGAUUUUGUUCUUUAAUAAAAAGAAUUUAUUUGUCAUUUACAUAAGCGUUAACCAAGUCUUAAUAUGGACAAGACACACAAAAAGCAGAAGAUUAGACCAAGUCGAUUGCCAGUUAAUUGAUAAUCUGUCAUGCCAGCUAAGUGCUGGAACCAAAAGUAAUGUUUCACACACUAUGCAACCAGCUGCAGUUACAAAGGACACAUCCGGCAAAGACACGUACACACUUAACCACUAUACAAGAAAUAAAAUGCAGAUUAUUUGCUUGCUAUAAAAUGGGAACAUGCAGCAGUAACUUGACUUUUUUGUUGAGACAAUGCAUAUUACUUUUCUGUGUUGAUUAAAACGUUAUGUUCAAUUCUCAUAGCAUCUUUAAUUACAAGAUUAAGAUAUCACAUUCCAAUUAUAAGAAUGUGAUAUUUAUAAUUUCUUUUAGUCAUUCAUGGAUAUAAAUGAGAGUCAUGAAUAUGCAAGCAAGCAUUUUCCUGUUGGUUCACAUCUUUCUUUUUUGUACAUUGGUUAUUGUAACUGUUUUAUACUCCAAUGAAAAACACGAAAAAAUAAUAAAAGGCUUUUAUUUUGCA
Onychostoma macrolepis is the source of this 8398-nucleotide messenger RNA. It is a transcript of the gene dip2bb, whose product is annotated as disco-interacting protein 2 homolog Bb. Bases 196 to 5031 code for a protein of 1611 amino acids. The transcript is spliced from 40 exons. The record is from RefSeq and is a predicted model, not a curated record. NCBI's taxonomy places the organism in Eukaryota, Metazoa, Chordata, Actinopteri, Cypriniformes, Cyprinidae.